GUAAAUCAAAACCCGAUAGUAACUCUGUCGCAAGCUUUCUUCUUCUUCUUCACUGAAACUCCAUUCUCAUCAUCUUCUGUACGAGGCAGCAGUUCUUCUGGGUAAGGCCCUUGAGGAGUGUAUUUAAACUCACCCUACAUUAUUAGUAACAACCACCUGAAAAAUGCAGUCGAUGAAGGAAACUGUCUCAAAUGUGACCGCCUCCGCCAAAUCAGGCGUGGCCAAAACCAAAGCCACCAUUCAAGAAAAGGUGGACAAAAUGGGUGCACACAGUCCCACAGAAAAGGCUAUGGCAACUGAGAGGAAGGAGCAGAGGAUUUUCCAAGCAGACCUCAACAAGGUGGAGGCCGUCGAGGAGAACGCAACCGCCACCCAUGCCGCCACCGCGGCCGACGACCACUCUCACCCUGCCACUGGCGGGACCGAUCAUCCUGCCACCUCCCGCUAGAUGUUUACGCUGCCCGGGCAGCCCACUGGGGCGACCGGAUAUCCUGCCGGUCGGCACUAGAUGUCUGGGCUGCUAGGAUAUGGAACCGGGCAGCCCACAGGUACAGUGGCUGUAGGGAUGAUGAUGCCUCACCCGGUGGACAGCCGCCUCCCCUGGGCGGCCGACCCGCCACGCAUGUGGGGGCUGGUGGUGAUAGUAUGGGGGUAUGCAGUAGUGAUGGUUACGGUGGUUAGGGAAAUAUAAUUUGUAUGGAAGGGUGAGGCUAUGGCCAAGAACAAGAUUAACGUCAGCAACUAUAUAGCUUCUGUUUUAAUUUUUAUUUUGAUCCUUCUGAGUCUACUUUUAAAUCGAUGUGCUCUUUUUUUUCCUUUGUUGAUUUAGGAAA
This is a messenger RNA of Sesamum indicum (sesame), 833 nucleotides long. Its product is annotated as 18 kDa seed maturation protein. NCBI's taxonomy places the organism in Eukaryota, Viridiplantae, Streptophyta, Magnoliopsida, Lamiales, Pedaliaceae. Gene Ontology annotation, biological process: embryo development ending in seed dormancy. The record is from RefSeq and is a predicted model, not a curated record.